Linum tenue is the source of this 1296-nucleotide messenger RNA. The record is from the annotation of a GenBank genome assembly. NCBI's taxonomy places the organism in Eukaryota, Viridiplantae, Streptophyta, Magnoliopsida, Malpighiales, Linaceae.
ACGCCGGGAUCGUCGUGCCAAGAUCAUACCGUGGUUUACUUUAUUCUGACCCGUUAUUGGUUUGAAUGAGCAGAGUUUGACUCUUGCAUUCGAUCUCGAUAAUGGUGCUGGAAUCUAUGUUAAUUCGCAAUUUGAUUUUCGUGGCCAAGCUCCGUGAUGGUGUUGUUUGAUGCACCUGUGAUGCCGAAAGUGUCUCGCCUCCUGGUGGUUUGGCAUCGGGUGUUUUGCGUGCUUUCAGCAUACUUCGCUCAAGCUUGGACUGAUUUUUCAUGUAAGCCUUUCAAGUCGCUUGCUGGGUUUUCCAGCUCUCGCUUGCCUUUGCCAUUAUGUUGUGGCAUGACAAGGAAGAAGAAAGAAGUUGUUAAAUGGUUCAGAAGGUGUCGGAUAGGAUCUGUAGCAAAUGCAUUAUGGUUCCUGCUGGCCAUUUUCGCUUUGGUUUGUUUAUGCUGUUAUCUUUCUCAAGCCAUGGGAGAGCUCAGAGAAGCGUUGCUGACUUGGUGGAUCUAUGAAAUGCAAUGUGGUGAAAGAAAGGGGAAAAGGACCCGGCGCCAGCAGUCCAAGUUUCACUGUCGGCAACGACGAGGAAAAGACACCGGUAAGAAGAAGAAUUCGUCUCAGAAAAGUGAAGGGAGAAUAAGGUGGAAGAAAAGGGAGAAAGGAGCCGCCGCCGGCAGCCUAAGCUUCUCUGAUGACGACGAUGUCCAGAGAGAGCACUUUGUUAUGAUUUAAUUUUUGAGGUCUCCCUUCUCCAAUAGAAUGCACCAGAACAUUCCCCAUUCUCCCUCCCAUCAUUCUUUCCCUUUAUAGAGUUAAAUUUUUUGUCUCAAAAGCAAAGGCAAUCGGGAUAGAGGAAUAGGGGGAGAGUGGGCUGGUUCUGGGUUCAUUUCUGGAGUGGGUCGGCUGGCGCUUCUCAUUUCAAUUCUGGUUAGGGAACGAUCGAGGGAAGUAUGCAGAGGAAUGACAGAGGAAAGGUGGGUGGAAGAUUAUAGGAUCGUUUCUGAGCAAUUGGAACGACGAAGAGUAUAGCUUCUCACUUUGUUUCAGAUCAGGGGAAGGACGGAGGGAAGUGUGCAGUGUAACGACGGAGGAAAGGUGGGUGGAGAUAUUAUGGGGUCGUUUCUGGCGAGGGUAAUCACGGAAGGGAGGUCUUGAAUAACUAAAGCCCUUCAACUAAGUGGAUGCCUCCUGUUGUAAUGCCUUACAGGUUAUUUCUAUUUAUGGUUCCUGCUGAUUGUUUGUUCAGUGCCCCCAUCUAUCUUACAUCCAUGUACUAAUGGAUUUAUAAUGUUCCCUUGC